CACAACCUCAAACCAAGCAGUCAGACAGCAGCAGAGCAAGGCACAGACACAAUAGAGGAGGGAGGAGAAUGCAGACACAAUAGAGAGCACGUUACAAAGAUCAAGGUCUGCUUGAUUGGAGGCGAAUCUGUGUUUAAGACUACAGUCGCAAGCAGGCUAGCACAACAUCUCAACACGACAUUCGUAGAGGAGUAUGCUAGAGAGUACUUCCAAGCCAGAGACCUAGAUACAAAGCCCUUCUGUAACGAUGACUUUAUACAGGUGGCAAGGGGUCAAUUGGAGUUGGAGAAGAAGUAUAUGGAUGAUCCAAGGACUGGUUCAGUUCUAAUAUGCGAUACAUGUCCUUUAAUGACAUUAUUAUGGAGUGAUACUCUGAUUGGAUCACAUGAUGAAUCAUUGGACACUUUUAUUAGUCAAUCAUAUUAUGAUCUGUACAUAUUGUUGGACUGCCAUGGAGUGGAGUGGGUCGAUGACAAGCAACUCAGAGUGAUACCAGAAGAGAAGGAACGGUCUUUGUUCCAAACAAGAUUGAUAGAGCAUCUCUCCCGACGAUCGAUCAGCUAUACUCAUAUUCAUGGUGAUCUUAAUACCAGGUUCACUCAAUCAUUGGAAGCAAUCAGGAGACACAUGGAA
Molecule: messenger RNA, 633 nt
Organism: Acytostelium subglobosum LB1
Lineage: Eukaryota; Evosea; Eumycetozoa; Acytosteliales; Acytosteliaceae
Exons: 2
Molecular function (GO): nicotinamide-nucleotide adenylyltransferase activity
Source: RefSeq, a predicted model, not a curated record